Messenger RNA from Setaria italica (foxtail millet), 655 nucleotides. Its product is annotated as RING-H2 finger protein ATL66. The transcript has a single exon. Lineage: Eukaryota; Viridiplantae; Streptophyta; Magnoliopsida; Poales; Poaceae. The coding region runs from base 60 to 485 and encodes 141 amino acids. The record is from RefSeq and is a predicted model, not a curated record.
CUUGAUUACCCGUUGCGAAUUCCAGAGCGCGAAGAACUGACGCUGGUUGCUAGAUAGCAAUGCCGGCUACCACCGGCGCGAACGUCGUCUGCGAGUACGACGGCGUCGGCGUAGCCCUUGAGCUCGCCGCCCUCGCCGCCUUCGUUGUCCUCCUGCGCUACGCGGCGGUGCUCUACGCGAACCACCUGCUCACCACCCUUUGCGUCGACGACGACGACAACCUUCCCGCGGCAGCACGGAGAGACGACGGCCGCGGCGGUGUCUCGGGCCUCGACGCCGCCGCCCUCGCGCGGCUGCCCAGCUUCGUGAGCCACGGCACCACCGCCGCUGCGGCGGAGCAGUGCGCGGUGUGCCUGGGCGCCGUCGAGGAAGGCGAGACGGUGCGUGCGCUGCCCUGCUGCACGCACGCGUUCCACGCGCGGUGCGUCGACGCGUGGCUGCGCCUGCGCCCGAUAUGCCCCGUGUGCCGGGCAACGUGCCGCUGAGACACUUCCUAUUGCACCUGCACGCGGCGCAGCGAGCGGGCGCUCACUGUCGGGGCUCAAGUCGUGCGGUCAUUUGAUUCGAUUUGAGCGCCGGUACACGGUGACAUCAGUUGUAUUUUUUAGUAGCUCAUCAAGCUCUUUUAAUUUUACUUUUCGCAGUUUUUUUCAUG